This is a messenger RNA of Psilocybe cubensis, 204 nucleotides long. RefSeq lists its product as uncharacterized. The transcript has a single exon. NCBI's taxonomy places the organism in Eukaryota, Fungi, Basidiomycota, Agaricomycetes, Agaricales, Agrocybaceae. The record is from RefSeq and is a predicted model, not a curated record. The coding region runs from base 1 to 204 and encodes 67 amino acids.
AUGGAAAAUGUAAAGUCUGGCCAAGGCGGGACCUCAGAACCGAGGGCGGGCCAAAUCAGGACUGGCCCCGACAAUGAUACGCCAGUUGAAGAGCGGAACUGGGGUAUUGUUAACCGCCAGAAUGUCGCUGAACGCAGAGUGCGCACUGGUGCGCAGCAAGUGUUGUACUACACGGCGUCGUUGGGUGACCCCACCACUGCUUGA